GGUUUCGGCGGCCAUCGCUGCCUGCGCGGUUGCUUCGCCUCGCCCGCUCCCGGCCCUCCUGGGCCGAGUGGAGCCGGGUGGCGUCAGCGGCCUAGCUCCAAGGGGCAUCUCGGCUUCAGGGGCUCGGCCUCCAGCACGCCGCAAUGCCGGGCGCGGCGACGGAUCUGUGAGGCCGCGGCCGUGGCGCUGGGCGGCGGUGGGGCCGGGCCGGUUCUGCUCAUGGUGCCGCCACGACGACAUCGCGGGGUAGGAAGGCCAGGUGUUCUCAGUUCUUCACCUCCUUUUAGACUCACAUCUGCCAAGUUUUCAGGCAUUACUUUUGAAGACCUCAGAAAAGCCCUUAAAAUCAGACUACAAAUGGUGUGUGUAUUUAUCAUGAACCGAAUGAAUUCCCAGAGCAGUGGUUUCACUCAGCGCAGGCGAAUGGCUCUUGGGAUUGUUAUUCUCCUACUUGUUGAUGUGAUAUGGGUGGCUUCCUCUGAACUUACUUCGUAUGUUUUUACUCAGUACAACAAACCGUUCUUCAGCACCUUUGCAAAAACAUCCAUGUUUGUUCUAUACCUCUUGGGCUUUAUUAUUUGGAAGCCGUGGAGACAGCAGUGUACAAGAAGAUUUCAAGGAAAGCAUGCUGCCUUUUUUACAGAUGCUGAAGGUUACUUUGCUGCUUGCACAACAGAUACAACUAUGAAUAGUUCUUUGAGUGAACCUCUGUAUGUUCCUGUGAAAUUUCAUGAUCUUCCAAGUGAAAAACCUGACAGCACAAAUAUUGAUACUGAAAAAACUCCCAAAAAGUCUCGUGUAAGGUUCAGUAAUAUUAUGGAGAUUCGACAGCUCCCAUCAAGCCAUGCAUUGGAAGCUAAGUUGUCACGCAUGUCAUAUCCUGCUGUGAAAGAACAAGAGUCCAUACUAAAAACUGUGGGGAAACUUAAUGCAACUCAAGUAGCAAAAAUAAGCUUUUUUUUUUGCUUUGUGUUCUUUUUGGCGAAUUUGUCAUAUCAAGAAGCACUUUCAGACACACAAGUUGCUAUAGUUAAUAUUUUGUCUUCAACUUCUGGACUUUUUACCUUAAUCCUUGCUGCAUUGUUUCCAAGUAACAGUGGAGAUAGAUUUACGCUUUCUAAACUGCUAGCUGUAAUUUUAAGCAUAGGAGGUGUUGUACUGGUAAACCUGUCAGGAUCUGAAAAAUCUGCUGGAAGAGAUACUAUAGGUUGCAUUUGGUCUCUUGUUGGAGCUAUGCUUUAUGCUGUCUAUAUUGUUAUGAUUAAGAGAAAAGUAGACAGAGAAGAUAAAUUGGAUAUUCCCAUGUUCUUUGGUUUUGUAGGUCUGUUUAAUCUGCUGCUCUUAUGGCCAGGUUUCUUUUUACUUCAUUAUACUGGAUUUGAGGACUUUGAGUUUCCCAAUAAAGUAGUAUUAAUGUGGAUUAUCAUUAAUGGCCUUAUUGGAACAGUUCUCUCAGAGUUCCUGUGGUUGUGGGGCUGCUUUCUUACCUCAUCAUUGAUAGGCACACUUGCACUAAGCCUUACGAUGCCUCUGUCCAUAAUAGCUGAUAUGUGUAUGCGAAAGGUGCAGUUUUCUUGGUUAUUUUUUGCAGGUGCUGUCCCUGUAUUUUUUUCAUUUUUUAUUGUAACUCUCCUGUGUCACUAUAAUAAUUGGGAUCCUGUGAUGGUGGGAAUCAGAAGAAUUUUUGCAUUUAUAUGCAGGAAACAUCGAAUUCAGAAAAUUCCAGAAGACAGUGAACAAUGUGAGAGUCUCAUUCCUAUGCACAGUGUUUCUCAGGAGGAUGGAGCUAGUUAGCUGUUGUCCAUAGCCCAGCUUGUAAUGGAACGUUAUACAGCGAAGAGACAAUCUCUGGCAAGUUUUCAUAGAAAAAUGUUUCAGUGCCUAGUCUGAAAAAUAACAGUUUCAGUUCUUUGAAACUCUAAAAUAUACUUUCCUCCUGUUUUCUUCAUUUUCAUAAUGAAGUACUUUGCUGUGUAGUCAUAGACAUGUCACUACAGCUGUAAGAAGUUCCAGUCCACAGUCCAUCUAAAGGGCCAGCCUGCCUUAUAUAUCUCAAGGAAUUCAGCUGAGGAGAAAAUUUGAACUAACCAAGGAAUAAAAUCCUAAUGUGCUAGAGACUUUAUUCUCACAUAUUUGUUAAAUGCUGGACUAUAUUAUAAAAACAUUGUCCGGAAAUCAUUUAAGCAUAUAGACCAGUGUUUCUUUUACAGGUAUAAUGCUAAAGUAAGCUGCCAAAAAUAGGUACGGAUUACAUUUCUGAGUUUUGUAGAAUAUUGCAAAUUAACAAUGCAGAAAAGAAUGUGUAAUUUAUGCAACAAGUGAGUUCAUGUAAAUUGGUGGGGCUUUAAAAAGAAUAAAUAUUUGGGAAAAGAUCUGGGUCACUUACACUGCAUAUACUAUAUUAUUCUUUCAUAGCAUUAGUUGCCUUGUAUUUUGAAUCUGUGACAAACCAUGACAAAUUUUAUAUGGCAAGUAUUAUUGUAAAAUGAAGAAUUAUGUAUUUCUAAAGGCUAUAUUGCUGUAAAUUUAAUUGAUAAAGCUCUGCUUAAUUUAGAGUUUUGAAAAAUAUUCACUCUUCAAUUAAGAAAUUUUCAUAAUGGAAUGAUUUAAACUGAAGUGAUAAAGAAUAUUAUUAAAAUAAAAUGUUUAAAAAUGUUUAUAUAUAUGUAUUUGUGUAUUAUAGAUGUACCAAGUGGUUUCUAGGUGUUUUUUUUUUAAAUUUUUUGUACAUAGAAAUGUGCCAAAUUACUCUAGAACUGGAAUCUUCUUUAACUAAUUCUAAUUUUCCUAAAUAAAUUUUUAAUGGUUAAAAUACCAAAGAAGAAGGGCAAGAAAGAAUUCUACUUUAAAAAUUAUAUUUGAAUUUUUCUUCUGCUAAGAUUAAUUUAAACAGUAUUCCUAAUUGUAACUCUUAAGCUUCAGUCGUGUGUGUACUUAUUGUACCACUGCUCCUGGGCUUUCUUCUGUACGUACCUCAGCGGAUGAACAUAGGUCUCAGGAUUCAUCCAGCCUUUUGAUUAAACAAAACCCAUUUCCUUUUCAAGCUUUGUGAGAAUAAUGUAGUUCUCUUUAAAAUCUGUCAGUGAAUCUGCUUUUUUAAAAUUCCUUUUGCAGUGUUUUGCUUCAUUUUGUCCUGUCACAUUUUUUAAAUUGCUUUGGUGUUACCAUGAGUCCAAAAUGAAGUUUAGCCAUCUUCCUGCUUAGUCCUGAGAACUUUCAUAUUAUAUAAAUUUAAUAUGAUAUUGAAUUAAAAAAGACAACUGUCCACUCAUUUGGUGCCACCAAGAAUUCUUGUUAAACUAAAAAUAAUGUUCAUUUUAUUGUACUAUUUGCUUGUAUAGCUUGACAAGGCAAAGGCAUGUAAAGAAUGUGGACUUCCAAGGAAUUUUCUUUUAAAAAGGAUUUAAUGAAGUAACACUUCAGUUGCUGAAAGACUAAUUUUGGUUGAAGUUCAUUACCUAGACACCUUUUCUUUCUGAUUUUGCUUCAUCACUUUACAAGCUAAAGUAACGGAAACGUUGGAGGUGAAACUCAAAAUUUAAAGUAUUCUGUAAGUAAUGUUAUCCCAAAGAGAAUGAACUUAGAGUUUUUGGGCUGUUCAUGUGCUCAGUGUUCACAUCUUCAUACAGAUCAUGUGUUGUUACUCAAGAUUCUGGACGUAGUAAGGCUUGGUUAGCUAAGCUUGAUAGAUCUUGAGCAGAUAUUUUUCCACUAGGUGGCUGCUCUGUCAAAGAACAACCUCUUUUAAAAGAGGCACCGUUAAAUUAGUUGAUUGAAGAUAUGAAUUGCUGCUGUUUUGCUCACCUGCUUAUUAUCUUCUCUCUCAGGUCUAUUUAUCUGAACGAUUAUUAUGUUUGAAUACUGCAGUUAUGCAAGUGAGCAAUUGUGAUCUUCCUUUCUCCUCCUUUGUAGUUAAGGGUUUAUCUUCUCAAGAAACAAAGUUGUGGUGGGUUAUUUCCGUUCUGUGGAUUACCCAGAAAUCUAGGUAUCAAGGCCCCAUGAUCACAGCAGCCACAUUGCAGGCAUUUGGAAAUACCAGGGAGAGAUUACAUUCCAGGGACUGCUGCUGUCCUUCCUUGCUAUUAGAACAGGGUUCGCCCGUGAUUCUAUUUUUCAGAACCUAAAAAAACAAGCAGGGAUUUCUAAUACCUUGUUUUCAGCCUUCUACUUUUCUUCCCAUACAUAAUUUAAAUCUCAUUAUUGUAUAAUGUUUCAAAAUAUGACCUUAAUUGAAGGAAGUCUGCUAUUUUGUCAGAAAGACUUUGUUAGAUGAACAUCAGAAUCUCAACUAAAAUAAAACUGGACAAUGAGACAGCCUUAAAAGUGCUUAGGUGAAUACUUUUUGAAGCUCAGAACCAUUAGGUGUAUGUAACGCGCCUAUACUUAACCCCCUUAAAUACAUUUUUAUUUUUUUAUUGAGAUCCUGGCUGCAGUCAGCUGGACUUAAUUAAUUUCUUCCAUUAAACUGAUUUUCCUCUCCGGCAGCUGAAAAACAAAGUUCAUUGUUUCUGUAGAAGUGAACUCACAAGGUUAAAUGCGAAUGUUCUCAAAGGUGCACAGGCUUGUUUCAGGAAGAAUGUUAAUGACCACUAUAAAAUCAAUUGUGCAGAGCCAACUUGGGAUGCAAGGUCCAACUCCUCUGGAAGCCAAGUUUUUCCAUCAAGCGCUGUGGUAAUGUCUGUAGCAUUAAUCCUCCAUGUGCUGGCUGAAGAAAAAAUAUCUUUAAAGGAGGAUAAAGGAUGAAUUAAUUAGAAAAUGUUUUUUUUCCAGAAUCAUAUUAGCAAAUAUUGAAACGUUAUUUUCAUUUUAGGCAAUUCUGGUUUUGUUAUAAUCCUGCUUCAUUUCUCUGUACUCUCCUUUUGAAAUAUUUAUUACUAAA
This is a messenger RNA of Trichechus manatus latirostris (Florida manatee), 4879 nucleotides long. It is a transcript of the gene SLC35F5, whose product is annotated as solute carrier family 35 member F5. Lineage: Eukaryota; Metazoa; Chordata; Mammalia; Sirenia; Trichechidae. The record is from RefSeq and is a predicted model, not a curated record. Gene Ontology annotation, cellular component: membrane. The transcript has 16 exons. The coding region runs from base 220 to 1794 and encodes 524 amino acids.